Molecule: messenger RNA, 1751 nt
Organism: Fonticula alba
Lineage: Eukaryota; Rotosphaerida; Fonticulaceae
Exons: 3
Coding region: 128-1576 (482 amino acids)
Biological process (GO): proteolysis
Molecular function (GO): metalloexopeptidase activity
Source: RefSeq, a predicted model, not a curated record
GGGGGGGACCGAGGCAUUUGCCGGACCAGAUCGACCGACCCGGCCGGGCCGGCAGUCACCUCACCUUCUCGCCCCUCUCCCCACCCCCCCUCUGCCCAGGCUCCCCCUCCCCUGCCCCCUGGACAGCAUGAACUUCCGCCGCGCUCUCAUCACGGGCAUUGCCCUUUUCGCCCUCCUGGCGGCCGUCGUCUCGGCUGCCUCCCCCCGCAAGUGGGCCCUCGUCCCCGGCGCCACCCCCGAGCAGAUCAAGGAUCUGAUCCGCACCCGCGACGUCCGCGGCUACUACCACGAGGACGCCCUGCUCAUCAUCGACGAGAAUGUCAACGAGUUCGCCGACCUGGCUUCCCAGUUCCCGGAGGCCCGGAUUCUGGCCGAUGUCGAGCCCUCUCGCAAGGUCUACAUCCUGGAGAAGGACCUCCUGGAGUCCGACUGCCCCGGAACCGUCCGCGCCUGGGGUAGCCGCAUCCACAACGCCCUGAACCGCUACAACGCCGAGAUCCUCCACUCCGACUCCAACCGCUUCAUUGCCAUGCUGCCCGCCAUGCCGGAGGUCGGCCCCAGCCUCUUCCGCGAUGCCCUCCUCCGCGACAUCUCCCUGGGCACCGAGAUCCUCACCGUCCCGGAGUACCCGCUGGAGUCGCUGCUGCAGCGCAACCAGGCGGCCCUCCGCGAGCUGGCUGCCACCUUCGGCACUGAGGGCCAGGAGGUCGAUGCCGCCCGCUUCCGCCUCCUGGACCAGGUCAACGAGGACGACCUGCGCUACUACCUCGAGUACCUGACCGGCGAGGCCUCCGACUCGCCCUUCACCACCCGCAACGCCUACUCCACCCAGGCCCACGACGCGGCCAGGUGGAUCGCCGACCAGUACACCAGCAUGGGCUUCACCACCACCCUGGAGACCUUCCGCGAUGACAUGUCCCCGAAUGUGGUGGCCGUCCUGCCGGGCCGCCGCUACCCCGACAAGUUCGUCGUCCUCGGCGCGCACUACGACUCGCGCGCCAUCGACGUCAACAGCCCGACCACCGACGCCCCGGGUGCCAAUGACGAUGGCUCCGGCACCUCGGCCCUGCUGCACAUCGCCGAUCUGAUCCGCAUCAACAAGGUGUCCUUCGACUACACCGUCAUCUUCACCACCUUCUCGGCCGAGGAGCAGGGCCUCGUCGGCUCGCGCGCCUAUGCCAAGGCCGCCAAGGAGCGUGGCGAUGACAUUGUCUACAUGUUCCAGUCCGACAUGCUGGCCUUCAAUCAGGAGGGCGAGAACUUCCAGACCGCCUUCCCCAGCCGCUACACCGAUUCUGAUCUUGUUGAGCUGGCUUCGCGCGUCGUCCAAAAGUACGUCCCCGAGGUGGACGUCUGCCUGACCGACGCCUGCUGCUCCGACCACCAGGCCUUCCACGAGCUGGGCUACCUGUCCACCCAGAUCUUCGAGCGCUGUGGCCCGAUCGCCGACAACCAGUACCACCGCCCCGGGGACCUGGUCAACCGCCCGGGCUUCUCCCUGGAGGGUCUCAAGUACAACACCCGCUCUUUGAUGUCCCUGCUUCUGGUCUUCGCCCAGGGCAUGAUCGUCAACUAAGCGCUGCCCCCAUUGGCCGCUUGGCUCUUUCCUCUCCCACACCCCUUCCCCCCCCCAUCUCAACCGCGGGGAGGGAGGGAGGAGGACCGUGUGCAAUCCGAUGCAUGCUCUCCGCGAGAGGGGGGCUGGGAACAAGCACAGCGAGAGAUGGGCGAAAGCCAUCUCUAAGACCAAU